This is a messenger RNA of Racocetra persica, 699 nucleotides long. NCBI's taxonomy places the organism in Eukaryota, Fungi, Glomeromycota, Glomeromycetes, Diversisporales, Gigasporaceae. The record is from the annotation of a GenBank genome assembly.
AUGGCCACUGAUAAUUUACAUAAAUACCUCAACUCUCAGCACCCAGGUUGGAAUAUGACUAAGCCAUCUUCAAGUCAGCAGUAUCUUAUUUUUACAUCUAAAAUGACAAUUUCAAAUCAAAUUUUAACACCAGCUCAAAAAACUAAACUUUAUAUAUUAGUUGCUGAAUGGAUUGUAUCAGAUACAUUACUCUUUUCAAUUGUUUCAAGCGAAUCAUUUGCUGCAGUGCUUCGAUAUCUCAAUGCUAAUAUUGACUUACCUUCUUGUGAAACUAUGAAGUCUACUAUUCAAAGCACUUUUGUCAUAAUGCAAAAAGAUGUUAAGAUUCUUUUAAAUCAAGUUUCUAAAAUUGAUAUACAAUUGCAUUCUGUCUUUGCAGAUUUUAAUAUUACUAAUAAAGGUCUUUGUGCUACUACCGAUGGUGGUUCUAAUAUGGUCUCAGCAAUACAAUUGUUAAAAAAAAAUCUUAUUUUACAAAAUCAUCUUUUUCAUUUUCUACCUCAUCACUGUUUAGCCCACAUAUUAAAUCUUAUCGUCAUGAGUAGUUUAUCACCUAUCAAAUCAUCAAUCGAAAAAGUGUGUAACUUGGUUAAAGCUAUUUUUGUUUUAUCAUCUCUAAUUCAGGAAUUAAAAGAGCUUGGGCAAUUAGUUGGAGAAGAUGAAGCAACUUGUAAAAUUUUACAGGAUGUUUCAACAUAG